AUGGGUGAAACAAAUACAAACGUUACCGAUGAUAAUUCUUGCAAGCGAUGCAGUCAGACCGUUAAAACGGGCAUCAGAUGCAUUCGAUGCGGUAAAUUAUCACAUAAGAGUUGUCUAGAAAAGUUGAAAAUUGAUGUUAAUAGGAAAGAUGGUUUAAUCUGUUGUGGAGCAUCCAAUGUCAUCACAGUCUCUGAGAAUUUGACACCAACAGAAACCUCCCUAUCGGCUUCACAAGGUAACGAUGCUGCUUUGAAAGUUGGUUACCUGGAAAGAAUUAUAUUGGACAAACAGAAAAUUAUAGAUAACCAAGAAAUCGCUAUAAAGGCUUUAACUGAGCAAGUAGAGCUUUUGAAAGAGGUUAUGUCGGCUAAUAAUGCCCCUCAAAUUACAAAACUUGGUCCACAAAAAUCCGUAUCUCUUAACAAAAACGGCGACAAUAAUAUCGAUCCAGGGUCUUCCCCCUCUUCUAACGAAAUAACUUAUUCUGCUGUUGCUCAAGACCACUUAUCACGUGCUCAUGGGAUAUGUAACUCCAUCAUACAUCUCAACAAUGACAUACCAAGAAAACAAACCUUAAUGGAUACAACUAAAAACAUACCACCAGUACCUCGUCGUCCUGCUGCACAGUCAUAUAAUCAGAAUAUUAGGAAAACCAGUAGCCUAUUAAUUGGUACGAAAGCAUCGAGUGAGUGUACUCUGAAAGCGGCAAAUAGAAUCCAUAGUCCUACUGAUAGAAUUUUUGACUACCACGCUACAAAUUUCGAUAUCGACACCAAUCACGAAGAACUACAAGGAUACUUGGCUGGUUUUGCUCCAAAAGUCAAAGUUGAGAGACUAAGUGCACGUUUCCCUGAAAUGAUUGACAGGGUAGGUUAUAGUGGAGGAUUAUCUUUGUUAAAUGGCUCUUUUUAUACCUCAUCGGCUCUAGAUUGUGACUAG
This is a messenger RNA of Psylliodes chrysocephalus, 939 nucleotides long. The record is from the annotation of a GenBank genome assembly. Lineage: Eukaryota; Metazoa; Arthropoda; Insecta; Coleoptera; Chrysomelidae.